Loxodonta africana (African savanna elephant) is the source of this 6317-nucleotide messenger RNA. RefSeq names its product zinc finger protein 157 (gene ZNF157). Gene Ontology annotation, cellular component: nucleus. Gene Ontology annotation, biological process: regulation of transcription by RNA polymerase II. The record is from RefSeq and is a predicted model, not a curated record. The transcript has 7 exons. Bases 3023 to 4333 code for a protein of 436 amino acids. NCBI's taxonomy places the organism in Eukaryota, Metazoa, Chordata, Mammalia, Proboscidea, Elephantidae. Gene Ontology annotation, molecular function: RNA polymerase II cis-regulatory region sequence-specific DNA binding; DNA-binding transcription factor activity, RNA polymerase II-specific.
GGCACGGUGGUUAAGAGCUUGGCUGCUAAGUGAAAAGGUCGGCAGUUUGAGUCCACCAGCCGCUCCUUGGAAAUCCUAUGGGGCAGUUCUACUCUGUCCUUCCUAUAGGGUCGCUAUGAGUCAGAAUCGACUCAACAGGCAAGGGGUUUUUAUCAUUUUCGUAAGGAGCCCUAGUGGGGCAAUGGUUAAUCGCUGGGCUGCGGCUAACCGAAAAUUGGCGGUUUCAAUCCACCAGGCGCUCUGCAGGAGAAAGAUGUGGCCGGUCAGCUUUCGUGAAGAUUACAGCCUUGGAAACCCUAUGGGGCAGUUCAACUGUCCUACAGGGUCGCUAUGAGUCAGAAUUGACUCCAUGGCAACCAGUAAAUAAUUUAAAUGUAUUACUCUGACUUCUCCCCUUCUUCUUAGUGGUUCUCUCCAAGAACGGGGCUGUACCACUCUGAUUCAUUCCCCCUUUGCCCAGUGUUUUUUUUUAUCGGCUAGGAGAGGGAUUGUACCAUCUUAACUUCUCCGUCUCCCCAGUGACAACUGUAACUGACUUUUUCUCCUUUAACCAGUGGUAUCUCCCUUGAGGAUCAGGACCCCCCCUCCCCGCGAUGAGAGGGCACUUUUCCUUCUCUGAACUUUGCAGAAACCUAUAGAACCUAGUUCCAAGACCAGUUCCUCCCGGAUACCCUCAGGUUUCUACACCUUAACGACCAAGCCCUGGCCAACGCCCCCCCCCCCGUCCCGCCUUCUGUGAAACAGUCCUACUGUACGGAGUGGACGCUAAGAUGGCGGCCCUCAUAUAGAAGCGCCUUUAGCGCAGCCAUGUUCCUCGCCUGACAACGCCGCUCAUGGACACUGAAUGGGGAAAGCCGCCGAAGGUUCUUAAUUGCGCCUUGCUGAGUGUGGGUAGACUACAACCUCUCCAUCCCUUAUAAUCUUGUGUAAAACUAACAGCCAAAGAAGGGACAGUGUCACGGGUGACGGAAGCGUUAGGAAACGGAAGUGGCCCUCAGAGGCCAUUUAAGUGCUGUUGGCGCGCGGGGCUGAGCACGAGGUUUAAUGUCCUGAGAGUCACUGAGGUGAUUUUGAGGGGAUUUCUGGGUUUCUCUGUGGAGCUCUUGAGCCUUAUCCCUUGCUGGAGGCUGCAGGAUCUUCGAUUCAUUCCAGCCCCAUCCUGCAUACAGACAUCUCUCCCUCCAGCUUUGGAAGGUGGGCUGAGGCCCAGGGUGAACAUGCCAGCUAAUGGGAAAUCGCCCCAAAGGUUCCCUUCCCUGGUUCCAGAAAAACCUGGCAGAUCAUUUGAGAGGCAUUCGACUGUGUGGAUCAUAACAAAUUAUGGAUGACACUGCGAAGAAUGGAAAUUCCAGAACACUUAAUUGUGCUCACGAGGAACCUUUACAUAGAUCAAGAGGCAGUUGUUCGGACAGAACAAGGGAAUACUGAUUGGUUUAAAGUCAGGAAAGGUGUGCGUCAGGGUUGUAUUUUUUCACCAUACCUAUUCAAUCUGUAUGCUGAGCAAAUAAUCCAAGAAGCUGGACUAUCUGAAGAAGAACGGGGCAUCAGGAUUGGAGGAAGACUCAUUAACAACCUGCGUUAUUCAGAUGACACAACCUUGCUUGCUGCAAGUGAAGAGGACUUGAAGCACUUACUAGUGAAGAUCACAGACCACAGCCUUCAGUAUGGAUUGCACCUCAACAUAAAGAAAACAAAAAUCCUCGCAACUGGAAGAGUGAGCAACAUCAUGAUAAAUGGAGAAAAGAUUGAAGUUGUUAAGGAUUUCAUUUUAUUUGGAUCCACAAUCAACACCCAUGGAAGCAGCAGUCAAGAAAUCAAAAGAUGCGUUGCGUUGGGUAAAUCCGCUGCAAAGGACCCCUUUAAGGUGUUGAAGAGCAAAGACUAAGGUGCGCCUGACCCAAGCCAUGGUAUUUUCAAUUGCAUCAUAUGCAAGUGAAAGCUGGACAAUGGAUAAGGAAGACCGAAGAAGAAUUGAUGCCUUUGAAUUGUGGUGUUGGCGAAGAAUAUUGAAUAAACCAUGGACUGCCAAAAGAACGAACAAAUCUGUCUUAGAGGAAGUACAGCCAGAAUGCUCCUUAGAAGCAAGGAUGGUGAGACUGCGUCUUACAGACUUUGGACAUGUUGUCAGGAGGGAUCAGUCCCUGGAGAAGGACAUCAUGCUUGGCAGAGUACAGGGUCAGUGGAAAAGAGGAAGACCCUCAACGAGGUGGAUUGACACAGUGGCUGCAACAAUGAGCUCAAGCAUAGCAACAAUUGUGAGGAUGGCUCAGGACCGGGCAGUGUUUCGUUCUGUUGUGCAUAGGGCUGCUAUGAGUUGGAACCGACUCGACGGCACCUAACAACAACAACGUAUAGGCGGUACUACUUUUUUUCAGCCUCAGUAGCCUACUGUUAGUUUCCAUGAAUCAUCUGCCUUCGUCACAGCGUACACCGAGCUAUUGUAAAAUCUGUUAGUACCAGCACCUCAGAUUCUAACGUCAUUAAUUAAAGUGGUAAUCUCUCUUGUCCAUCACUAAUCUGUAUUGUACCUGGAGUUAGAAGACCAGAAGGGAAGAACACGCUCGGUGUUUCUCAAGCUGAAAGAAAUGAAGAAAAAAUUCAAACCUCGAGUUGUAGUAUCAAAUGAUUCUACCAGGAAAAUAUUAAACAAUGCAGGAAGCAUCCAAAAGAAGAUGGAAGGAAUACACAGAGUCACAAUACCAAAAAGAAUUGGUCAGUGUUCAGCCGUCUCAGGAGGUACCAUAUGAUCAGAACUGAUGGUACUGAAGGAGGAGAUCCAAGCUGCACUGAAGGUACAAUAUUAGGGUGUAAUGACCCAAGCCGUGUAUUUCAAUUGCCUCAUAUGCGUACGAAUACUGGUCAGUGAAUAAGGAAGAUGGAAGAAGAAUUGAUGCAUUUGAAUUAUGGUGUUGGCGAAGAAUAUUGAAUAUACCAUGGACUGCUAGAGGAAAGAAGAAAUACAGCCAGAAUAUUCCUUAGUAAGAAGUGAGGAUGGUGAGGCUUCAUCUCACGUACUUUGGACAUGUUAUCAGGAGGGACCAGUCCCUGGAGAAGGACAUCAUGCUUGGGAUCAGUGUCAUUCGAGGACGUGGCUGUGGAUUUUACCCGGCAGGAGUGGCAUGGACUAGAUCCUGCUCAGAGGAUUAUGCACAAGGAUGUGAUGCUGGAGAACUACAGCAACCUGGCAUCUGUGGGCCUCUGCGUGGCCAAACCAGAGAUGAUCUUCAAGUUGGAGCAAGGGGAAGAGCUGUGGAUAUUAGAGGAGGAAUCUUCAGGGCAUAAUUACUCAGGCUCUCUCUCACUGCUAUGUGGCAACAAUUCUGUUGGGGGAAAUGCCCUUUUGCUUGAUAAGGACCUUCAGCAUCAGAAGAUAAAAACUUUGGAUCAGACUGUUGAAUAUAAUGGAUGUGGGAAAGUCUUUCGUAAGAAAACAGACUUUGUUAGACAUAAGAGAACGCACAUAGGAGAAAAAAACUUUGAAUGUCAUGAAUGUGGGAAAACUUACUGCAGGAAAUCAAACCUUGUUGAACACCUGAGACUACACACUGGGGAGAGACCCUAUGAAUGUGGUGAAUGUGGAAAAACCUUCAGUGCAAGAUCAUACCUCAUCGCUCAUCGCAAAACUCACACAGGGGAAAAGGCUUUUAAAUGUAAUGAAUGUGGGAAAUCUUUUGCCAGGAAGUCACGACUUAUCCUACAUCAGAGAACACACACAGGAGAGAGACCCUAUGAAUGCAAUGAAUGUAAAAAAACCUUUUCCGAAAAGGCAACCCUCACAGUUCAUCAGAGAGUGCACACGGGGGAGAAACCCUAUGAAUGUAGUGAAUGUGGAAAAAACUUCCGUACAAAGAAUUCCCUAACUCAACAUCAAAGGAUUCACACAGGCGAGAAACCCUAUGAAUGUGAUGAAUGUGGGAAAAACUUCCGUGCGAAGAAUUCCCUAACUCAUCAUGAAAGGAUUCACACAGGCGAGAAACCCUAUAAAUGUAGUGAAUGUGGGAAAUUCUUUAGACUGAAGAUGACUCUCAGUAAUCAUCAGAGAACUCAUACGGGUGAAAAACCCUAUCAGUGUCAUGAAUGUGGGAAGUCUUUCAGGGUGCAUUCGUCUCUUGGUAUACAUCAGAGAAUUCACACAGGAGAGAAGCCUUAUGAAUGUAAUGAGUGUGGUAAUGCUUUCUAUGUUAAAUCACGCCUCAUUGAACAUCAAAGAAUGCAUUCAGGAGAAAAACCCUACAAGUGUAGUGAAUGUGGGAAAAUCUUCAGUGUGAAGAAAUCCCUUUGUCAACACCAGAGAACUCAUACAGGAGAGAAACCUUAUGAAUGUAAUGCAUGAGGAAAUGCCUUCUAUGUGAAAGUACGCCUCAUUGAACAUCAGUGAAUUCACACAGGAGAGAGACCCUUUGAAUGUCAAGAUGUGGGAAAGGCUUUUGCUGGAGAGCACACCUCACAGAACAUCAGAGAACUCACAUCAACCAGUCCUUACCUUGUAAAAUUGAGAAAGCCUCUACUUGAAGACUCCUUUUACCAUUUGAUCAAGCCCGUUGGGGCAUCUGGUCACGAGGGCACACAGAGUACACCUGUAACAAUUUGGCACCUACUUUGGUAGAAAAAGUCUGAGCCCCGCAGGGGAUAGAUCACUGUUUUCAUUUGGAUUUCCCUAAAUAGUGGUGAAAUUGCCCAUCUUCUUAUCUGUUGAUUGGCUAUUUCGGUUUUUUGCUCUUGCUCAUUGACCAAUGAUAUCCUUUGCUCAUUGUUUUUUAACAGGUUGUUUAUCCUAUAGUUCUUGGUUUAAAUGCUGUUGUUGGUUUGUAUGCUUUUAACAUAUGAGGAUAUAAAAAUCCUUAGUGAUGUGUGUUGCCGAUACUCUCUCCCAGACUGUGGCUUGUUCUUUGUUAACUCUUUUCUUCUACUGAAGUUUUGUAUUAUCAAUUUCAAGGUGAUAGUAUUCUCCUAUACUUUUCUCUGAAGUAUAAUGUGAAGUCUGCAAUAUAUAAUCCUUUGCUGUCUUUCUAAAAGUUUACAUAAAUGGCAUCACACUAUGUUUAAAGUUCUGCAAGUUGCUGCUUUCUGGUAAUUUUAUCUUUCUAAGAUCUAUCCAUGUUGACAAAUAUAGGUCUGGUUUUUUCAUUUAUCUCUCCAUUCCCCUGGUUAAGGACAUUUGUAGUGUUUCUAUGUUUAGUGUCUAAACCUAUAAGUGGAACUGAAGGGUGUAGGCAAUGUGCCAGUUCUUAAGCUACUGUUUCCUAGUUCCAAACCCACCCUUCUAUACUGUGCUUUGUGAUGUUGGGGCUGUGACUCUACAAUUUACAUUUCUGUCCUGCCAGCUGUUCUCUGUUCUGCCUUUCCAAAAAGACAUACCAGAGAUAAUCUUUGAGGCUGGAGAAGGAAGAAGACACUUGCUUUGUUUUCCUUCCUGUUUAUUUGAGUGUCAGCCCAGCACUGCUUCUUCACUUGGGCAGUGCAUUUCCUUGCUAUAGCAGCAGUUUAAUCCAGUUUGUAGUUUUCCAGCACUCACAGAACCAGCCUUAUGGUACCCUAUGCCCCUCAGAGUCAAUAGCGUCAGCAGGCUAGUACCACUUCCUUAGAGUCCUGAGUCCUGGCCACAUGGGACCCCUCCUUGACCCUUCUCGGCUGCUAUCUGAAAGGUCAGUGGUUCGAACCUACCAGCUGCUCUGUGGGAAAAAGAUGUGACAGUCAGCUUCCAUAAAGAUUACAGCCUUGGAAGCUGUAUGGAACAGUUCUACUCUGUUCUGUAGGGUCGCUAUGAGUUGGAAUUGACUUGAUGGCAGUGGGUUUGGGUUUUGGUUUUCCAGUUUUUUCCCUUUAUUAUCCUAGCCUGGCUACUUCUUGCGGUUCCUGCCUCCAUUUUAGUGUCCUCUUUCUGUCUUUUCAGUUACAUGCUUAACAACUUCAUGUUGUAGUUAGUUGCCAUUGAGUCAAUUCCAACUCAUGGAGACCCCAUAUGUUACAGAGUGGAACUUCUCCAUAGGGUUUUCUUGGCUGUAAUAGCAGAAGCAGAUCCUCAGGCCUAUCUUGCCCAGUAUCACUGGGUGGGUUUGAACCACUUGCCUUUAGGUUAGCAGUUGAGCGUAAACCAUUUGUACCACUUACUUCUCUUUUUUUUUUUUUAAUAAUUUUUCUUGUGCUUUAAGUGAAAGCUUACAAACCAAGUCAGUCUCUCACACAAAAACCCAUAUACACCUUGCUACACACUCCCAAUUACUCUCCCCCCUAAUGAGACAGCCUGCUCUCUCCCUCCACUCUUUCCCUUCGUGUUCUUUUCGCCAGCUUCUAACCCCCUCCACUCUCUCUUCUCC